CGCAGCCUCCUAACAAGCAGCGUGGGUUCAAAGUUUUGUUUUGUUUCGCCUCCCUCCGGUGAAGGAAAAAAAUAAUAAAAGCCGUCGCGCGAUAUCGGUGCCCCGCGCCGAAAGGCACGUCGAACGACAGAGCGAACGCGGAGGGGUCUCGCUGCCGACGCGGAGAAUCGACACGGACGUUGAUCUCGGCAACGUGGAAAACUUGGUUCACGCCUCGCGAAGACACAGCGUUACCCCCGCUACCUCAAGGAGGAGAGCAAAGAAACCAACGAAGAAACGGCGGUGAUCGGGAAAGGCAUGAGAAAAACUCAGAAUUGGAUCAGGCUUCAGUGAAUGUGGUCAGUGGAUGUUAAACAGUUUGUCCAGCUUUGACACCAAUGCUGGUAAGGUUAGAGCCUGUGUCUUAUCACACAAGCAUAUCUUGUUGCAUUACCUCAGUGAUUCUGUGUAAGUUAUCACACUCUGUAAUUGGUGGUCAUCUUAUUAUUUCACUGAUAGGUAUGCUGUGCUGAGAUGGGGCAGCGUAAAACUGUGAUUGUUUUAAACUGAGAAUUUAAUUCACAAUCAAUAGCCGUGUUUGACUUCUAGGUGUUGCGCUAUUGUAGAAAUACUGGACUGUGAUUUGCUCAUUUGCUGUGAAGGAGCAUAAGAUGAGCCAGCCAUGUAACAGGAUUAACUGUGAUACUCUGGAGAAGUCCCAAAUCGCUUUCUCUCUCACUCUCUUUCAUCUUUUUGUCUGUUUCCUUUUUAUGAUACAGUAAGAUCCUUCAGUUCCAGUUUUACCUCAGAAUGGGUUAUCAGGUCACAGUUUGCUUUAAAAAGCUUUAAAAUGGUCCCUUGUCUCGUCUUGCUCUGUCUUGAUGACACAGUCCAGGCCCCGUGUUUAGUAUGUUGGUAUAACCCUUAUUUUGCCUCUUCGGUAUGAAAACUGUUAUUAAAUUCUGUGUUUGUUUCAUAACCAUGAUCUUCAUGUCUGGGGCUGUGUUUGUAUGAGUGUGUGCGGACGUGUUUUACUGAUGUAGCUCAUGUGUUUGGAAGUGGAAUUUGGCUGUAUGUUCUGAUUGUUAUUGUAGUCAUGUUCAUUUUGGGAGUUGGAAUGUGUGUGUGUGUCUGUAUGCAGUUUCUGUAACUCUAGAAAGAAGCUGCGAGGCCUUGACUGUAGCCCUGUACAGAGGCCCGUCGAAGGGGAGGCUGGCCGUGUGUAUGUGUGUGUAUGUAUGUGUGUUUGCGUGCAGACCGCUGGGAUUGGACACGGGAUAGAGGGACCCCCGUACGGAAGUAGGGAAAAGGGAGGAAAGAGGAAGGAGGAGUCACUCACGCUUUCUGGUCAUGUGUGUUCGUGCUCCUGUUCUAUAUGGAGUGACUUACAGAAAGAAUCACAGUAAAAGGAUAUUCUUGGCUAAAAUAGGCUGUUUAAGCGUGAUGGAGUCCACAGUUACUACAUCCACGCAGGCGCCUGAUGAGUUUGACCGGAAUGUUCCACGGAUCUGUGGCGUAUGUGGAGACAAAGCUACUGGCUUCCAUUUUAAUGCCAUGACCUGUGAGGGCUGCAAGGGUUUCUUCAGACGCAGUAUGAAGAGGAAGGCCACAUUUACAUGCCCGUUCAAUGGAAACUGCACCAUCACUAAGGAUAACCGCCGCCACUGCCAGGCCUGCCGACUCAAACGUUGCCUGGAUAUUGGCAUGAUGAAGGAGUUUAUCCUGACAGAUGAGGAGGUGCAGAGAAAGAAGGAUCUAAUCCAGAGAAGGAAGGACGAGGAGGCACAGAAGGAGGCGCAGAAGCCCCGUCUGACUGAGGAGCAGCGUAAGAUCAUCAACACGCUGGUGGAGGCUCAUCACAAAACCUAUGACGACUCUUACUCUGAUUUCUACCGCUUUCGACCUCCAGUGAGAGAAGGUCCUGUGACACGCAGUGCCAGUCGAGCUGCUUCUCUGCACUCAUUAUCAGAUGCUUCCUCUGACUCCUUCAGCCACUCUCCUGCAGAGUCUGGUGACAGUAAAAUGAAUCUGAGUAGCCUGUUGAUGAUGUAUCAGGAUCAGGGGGCCAGCAGUCCAGAGUCUCCGGAUGAGAACAGCUCUCGCCUCUCCAUGCUGCCUCACCUGGCUGACCUGGUCAGCUACAGCAUCCAGAAGGUUAUCGGCUUUGCCAAGAUGAUUCCUGGAUUUAGGGAGUUAACUGCCGAGGAUCAGAUAGCUCUGCUGAAGUCCAGUGUGAUUGAAGUGAUCAUGCUUAGGUCUAACCAGUCCUUCAACAUGGAGGACAUGAGCUGGAGCUGUGGAGGGCCUGAGUUCAAGUACUGUGUCAAUGAUGUCACUAAAGCUGGACACACCCUGGAGUUGCUGGAGCCUCUGGUGAAGUUUCAGGUUGGCCUGAAGAAGCUGAAUCUGCAUGAGGAAGAGCAUGUGCUGCUGAUGGCUAUCUGCCUGCUCUCUCCUGAUCGGCCUGGUGUGCAGGAUCAUGCACGUGUGGAGGCUCUUCAGGACCAGCUGUCAGAUGUCCUGCAGGCGUACAUUCGCGUGCACCACUCCGGUGGCCACCUGCUCUACGCCAAAAUGAUCCAGAAGCUGGCGGACCUGCGCAGCCUGAACGAGGAACACUCCAAACAGUACCGCUCGCUCUCCUUCCAGCCCGAGCACAGCAUGCAGCUCACACCCCUUGUGCUGGAGGUGUUUGGGGGGCAGGUCACCUAGCAACAGCCCCAUUCGGAUCACAGGUUGUUGGGGGGGGUCAGUGGGCAUGACCUCAAGGGGUUGUGGUGGAGAAGUAGCGAAUGUAUGGACAAUCAUGUGAGAAACACAGAGAGCGAGCGUGCGAGAGAGAGAGCGAGUGAGUGAGUGAAUGAGCGGUCUUUUAUCAUUCACAGACACAGUUUUUGGGUGGUAGAAGAUGUAUGGGUGUUUUUAUCACAGUAUAUUGACAGUCAUGGAGCGCCAUCAGCCAAUGUGGUGCAAACUAUCAUUUAUUUUAUUCCAGGAACACUAGCCAACAGUAUUACAGCGUGUGUGUAGCUCUUGCGUGAGUGUGUGAGACAAACCUAUUCUGAAGCUCUGCUUGGUCCCCAAAGUGCUGUCCACUACUGCUGAUUCCCUCUUUUCACCUCCUGCCUUUAAAUGCACACGGUCACCAGAGCUAAUGCUCCACACAGCACCAUUAGCCUAGCCACUGAACCAAUCACAGAGCAGCGCUGCCCCCCUCUGACCCUCAACCCAGGGCUCUGGCUAGCUGCUCAUCUUUUCUGUCGAUUCCUUUCCUGUUAUGCACCUUGUAGUGACUGAGUAAUUACUCUAGGUCUGUGUGGAGUGGCCAGUGCUUUAACAGCAUUUGUCGCUAAUGUGUAAAUAUGACUAUAAUCUUUAACUCUGUAUUCUCUUACUCUAUACCUAUUCUUUACCUCUGAUACCUGUACAUAUAAAUAACUUUUCUCUUUAAACUUACUAUGGCUGUUAGCAGGACAGUAAUGUUCUAUAAUGACUGGUUUGGAUAAUGGCUACACAAAUGCACAUAUAUACUCAAACCAUAAGCUGAUUACCAUGUAACCUCUUAGGAUGGAACUGUUAAUGGGGUUUUUAAGGUAUAGGUAUACUUUCCUUCCUAGCGCUGUCAUAGGUACAGUGAAUUGUUAGGCUUUUGAAAGAUGAUCUACCAUCAACUUGGCUUGCAUAAUAUAACUUCCCUAUAUUUCUUCAUUCAUUUCUCUGUAGAUAUUUUGUUCUCUCUUCGCUCAUUAUUGCUGUGAAAUCUCCUACAAGCCCUAAAAACCUAUCCAUUGCAAUUGAUUUUUCUAGGGAGUUGAUGCUGAUGGGCUGUCACCCCCUGCAGUGAGGCCUGAGGUACAGAUCUCCUGUAAUUCUUUAUAAAUCCAUCCUCAUUGCAUGUCCCUCCAGUCAUCAGAUUCCAUGGGGGAAAACAUGACCAUGAGGCUGCUCCUUAAGUUUGCAGGGAGUUGAGACCGAGUUGUUGAUUCUCUCUUCACACUCUCACUGUUUUUCCAGUCUCUGGUAGAUUUGCUGCUCUAACUCCCUCUAACGGCUAAUCAUGAGUAUUGCUAGUGAUUUACUGUAUCGUAUAUAAUACUACUCAUAUUGCCAGUAUUUCCUAUCAUGCAUUUCUGUGGCAAUUCCUCUUUUUGUAGAAUAAGUUGUGAUACUACCAUAACUGCUUAUGAGUUUGAUGUGUGUGUGUGCUCCUUUUAAUCAUGUUGAAAGAGAUAAGUUCGGUCAGUAGUGAGGUAAGGCCGUAUUUUUUAUGGCACCACACAAGCACCACACAGUUUUGUAAUAUGUUCAGAGACAUAACCUCCAGAGCAACUCUAAACGUAGGUAAAUAAUGCUCAUUCAAAAGGCAGCAAGUUGUGAUCCGUGCAAAAUGAAAUGCGUUAUGCCUGAACUUUGAUUCUUUACAUCUGUGCAUAUUUACCACUUAUCAAUGACUUGUGCAUGUUACAAAGUCUAAAUAUGGAUCCUUUGCUGCUCUGGUGGCAUCUGGGCUCCUAGUAUAUCUGUGUGGGGGAUGGCUAGACUCGCUGUGGAUGGAUGUUGCUCAUCCAUUGAAAAGCUCAUUGCAGAGCAUUGACUGCACUGGUUCCUUGUGCGUCUGGUGAAGGAAGCGUGUGUGGUCAGCGUGGCGAUGGCAGGCCGAAGCUGCUUGGUCUAGGCUCAGGGUCGAUGGCAGAAUGUUCUUGUGUGAUUUACUAUUAGAGCUGAUAGAGUACUGCUUUUGAGAUGAGCUUGGUGUUUUUAGUAGGGAUGAUGAUAUUGUGAUUGCUUAACCCGAAAGGAAAACAAAACUACCUGGAGACUGAACUGAUUUCAGUAGUGCAGAUGUUUGAAUGUGUGUGA
Messenger RNA from Colossoma macropomum (tambaqui), 4839 nucleotides. It is a transcript of the gene vdrb, whose product is annotated as vitamin D receptor b. The transcript has 11 exons. NCBI's taxonomy places the organism in Eukaryota, Metazoa, Chordata, Actinopteri, Characiformes, Serrasalmidae. The record is from RefSeq and is a predicted model, not a curated record. Gene Ontology annotation, cellular component: nucleus. Gene Ontology annotation, molecular function: nuclear receptor activity; zinc ion binding; vitamin D response element binding. Gene Ontology annotation, biological process: cell differentiation; negative regulation of transcription by RNA polymerase II; positive regulation of transcription by RNA polymerase II. Bases 1330 to 2691 code for a protein of 453 amino acids.